AUGUCCUCCGCUUAUAUUGAGCAAGCUGAGAAGGCUGUAAAACUAACCGAGCAGUUAGCCGAAGCCGACCUCUCCACGGAAUGGCCAAACCUUGACUUUGAAAGCGAUGGUGUAAAGAUCUAUUCACGGCAACCGAAAGAGUUUCCAGAAGCGCAAGAAAAAAUGUUGUUCACAAUAGUUCAUAUUGAUGUGAGUUUAAACUGACAUAAUUUCAGCCAAUUGUAUUUCAUUUUAAAAUUACAGGCGCCAAUAGAAAAGGUGUUCAAACUAGUGCAGAUUUAUGGGCCUUACCGACAAAAAUGGGAUGAUUUGUUGGAGCGGCAGGAAGUUGUGGAGACCUUGUCCGAUGACACUUAUAUUGUUCAUAGUUUUGUAAAGAAGAAGUUGAUUCUCUCGGCAAGAGAUGCGGUGGAAGUUUGUCAGGUGAGGAGAUAUUUAGAAAAAAGUAAAAUCUCUACGCUCCCAACUCCUGGACAACAAAACCUGUAUAUAACGAAAAAUUUCAGAGGUCAAAGAGCCAAUUCUAGACGAGCCUAGACAAGAAAAGAACUUCUCUAUAGCAAAAGCUCUCUUUUUCGAAUAUUUCUUUUGUCCUUGGCGAUUUGUUGUACACAGAUUUGACUAUAGUCUUAAAUUUUACCCGUAGAGUGUCCCGUCGUAUUUUACACUGAAAAUAAUCGAGCUUAUACCAUUCUUUUAGAUCAAGCGCCGGCCAGAUGGUGUUAUAAUUCACGCCGUUCAAGGAGUCGACUACCCAGACCGCCCACCCCAAAAGAAUUACGUCCGAACCAAGCAAUUUAUCUCCGGAACUUACUUGAAGCCCUUGGACGGCGAUCGCACAGAGUUCCGGCAUGUUUUGAGUGCUGACUUAAACCUUCCAAUCCCGAGGCUGAUGGCCUCAAUGGUCGCUUCGUUCAAACCGCGGCUGGUUUCCGAUACAAUUGGACUGUUAAAAAAGGCGGCAAAAACUAUGAAAGUUGAGUAA
This is a messenger RNA of Bursaphelenchus xylophilus (pine wood nematode), 985 nucleotides long. The record is from the annotation of a GenBank genome assembly. Lineage: Eukaryota; Metazoa; Nematoda; Chromadorea; Rhabditida; Aphelenchoididae.